This is a messenger RNA of Athalia rosae (coleseed sawfly), 4430 nucleotides long. Its product is annotated as myogenesis-regulating glycosidase-like. The record is from RefSeq and is a predicted model, not a curated record. The transcript is spliced from 6 exons. Gene Ontology annotation, molecular function: hydrolase activity, hydrolyzing O-glycosyl compounds. Gene Ontology annotation, biological process: carbohydrate metabolic process. NCBI's taxonomy places the organism in Eukaryota, Metazoa, Arthropoda, Insecta, Hymenoptera, Athaliidae. Bases 1784 to 3886 code for a protein of 700 amino acids.
GACUUUUUCCGAGAUGAUAUCAUUCUUGAUUAUUGUUUGUUUGAUACAUUGAGUAGGUGAUUCGGGGCAGCGGUUUGAUGUCGUCUUGUACAACAUCUGCAGCUAUAAUAUCACGUCCGAACGAUACGACAACUCUUUUCAUCCGAAAAUUUUUACCCCUCAACCUUCCCCUUCGCGUCAUCUGUCGCCCUCCUCGUGAUUUUUUUACUCUUUUUUCGAUCGUUUUGUACAUUUCGCCGACUCUCGUUAAUUCGAUUCGAAAAUAAAACUAAAAUACGAUCUAACGAAAGCAAAAGGAAGAAAAAAAAAAGAAUUUGGCGAAAUGAAAUAUUUUGGCAACCAGAAGAGCGGCCUACCACCGCGUAUCGGUGAAAACCUCGUUGAAAUAAGCCCCUAAUUUAUAGUCGUCACACAAUAACCGUCAUAAAUUGCAUCCGAGCGCACCGAGAACCUUCGGGAGGAGUUCGAGCGAGCGACCGCGUUCUGUCGAAGAAGGGCCGCAGGAAUCUCGCGAUAUAUAAAAUAUAUAUAUCGCGAAAGGCAGCGUCUACCGGUCCAGCAAAGUAGCCGGAAUGGAUGAUUUAUAUCCGUUUUCAAAAUACGGCAAACCGCGAUAAAUUUACAUAUUUUAAUAUAAAUUUGAAAAUGUUGAGGUGCUCGUCACGCUUCGGGGAUCUCCGUAGCGGAUCCCCGGAGACCCUCGCGAGAGUGAAGAGGAAAAAAAAAAGAAAAGAAAAAAAAAGGUAAAAGAAAGAAAAACCAGAUCCUCUAAUCUACAAAGCUUGUUGGUCCGUGCGAUCCUAGUCGGCAAAGGAGAGACUGUAAACCCUUUCCCAAUUUCACCGCUAAACUGCAAACGUGCAUACAACUCUGUGUAUGACGUUUACACAAUCGCUUUCCGCAGGUAAAACGGAAGCGAGUAUAUCAGCUGUACGUGUGCGUGUACACCUAUCCAUAUAUAUUUACACACAGACACGUGCGGUAGAAAGGUCGUAACUAUAGCCACCCCCGACUCGGGAUCUGGUAGCAUUCGCGCACGUAUUCACGACCGGUUGAAAUGGGGAUGUUUGCGUUUGCAGUGUUCCGCUAAUGAACCAGGUGUGGUAGCUCAGCCAUUCUCAGCUCGUAGGGAAUGCCCUACCCGCUCACCUACCUCCGUACUCAUCAACACGCGGGAACACGAACACACCAACAAAACCCGCCGGCAAUUCACCCCUCCCUCCCUCCCCGUCCCUCCCCGCCCCGUUACUCCCCUUUACCCCCGGCCUCUCGUAGACCCUAUCAAGAGAACUCCGGACCGAAAUCCUCCGGGGGAGCGAACCGAGCGGGUAUUUUACCGCUGGUGCACCUUCUGCCGCUGGAAACGCUUCGCCGAGAGUGCACCGAAUUCUCAGACCGAUUUAGCGGAACACGAAGAUGUGCGCUCACAAUGAGCGGUAAUUUUUGUAGCUGAAAAUUUUUCGGCUUACGAUAAAUUCCUGCACCGUACGUUCUUUUGCAGAUUAUUCUCGGCGCUCGUAAUGUCGUCGCUCGUCGACGCUCGCCACGAUACGGACGAUAAGUAGGCCCGGGUAUCGUGCACGAAUUUUAUCGCGAUCAGAAUUUUUUCGACGGCUUCUGUAGAUAAUUGAAAAUGUAGAACGAAAACUGUAGCGAUAACCGGCGAUAAACGGGGGCUCAUAUCAGCCGAAUAUCCCUAUUAGCCGAUCAUUUUUAUACCGCUAAUGGACGAGUUGUAUCUAUAAAACGAAGUUGGGAGCGUUGGAUACACACAGUGUGGAGAAUGUUCGGAAUGUGGUGGUUGGUGGUGACCCUUACUUUUAGCGCCGGAACAGCCCUAGCUAUUCCGUCACGUCUCGUUACGUUUCCCUUGACCCUGGAAUUGGGCGACGAUCGCACGUUGUCCUUGACACGGGAGGAUGACGGUAUCUCGUACACCCUCAAUGAGAAAACAUCAGCGCGAAGCACCUCGGCCAAAGUCCUGAUCGGCGGCGCCGAAACCAAGAGCGGAAUAACGCCGACGGAAUACUCGGCGAGAUAUUGCGAAACGGAAUUCGAUAAAUGCGUCGAAUUGGCCGGCGAGGAUUUUAACAUCACCUUCGAAAUCGACGCGAGUCGAGCGUUGUACACCUUCUCGUACGUCACGCUGACCAGCGAUUCGCCCGACGCCGAAUUGGGCGUCAGUAUCGAACUCGAGGAAAAUGUUCAAUGGUACGGCGGCCCAGAAGCGAGACGUCAAAUUUGGCCCGUACAGGAUUCCGUUUGGAACGACACUAGUUACGUGACGAAAGAAUUGAGCCAGUCGAUAGCCAUGUCGAUCGCUGAACCGUUUUGGGUCAGCAGCAAAGGAGAUUUUUUCUACUUUCCCUCGGCCACCUCACUUUUCUUGGAUCAGAACAACCGUUACGAGGACACGAUUUAUCUUUACACGAAAAACAAGAGCCCCUUCAGGAGUCCGGAUCACGCUCAACUCGAGUACGCCACAGCUCUUACCUCGGAUCCAAGGUCGGCCUACGAAGUGGCGUCCGACCGAUUUUUUCCCCGACCGACGAGCAUUCCGCACGAAACUAUCAUAGCUAAACCUAUAUGGUCGACGUGGGCUCGUUACAAAUCGAAAAUAAACGAAUCGCUCGUUCGCGAUUACGCGAAGGAGAUCGUCGACCACGGAUUCGAAUACAGUCAGCUGGAGAUCGACGAUUUUUGGGAAGACUGUUACGGCACACUGAAUUUCGACGCGAGCGACAACAAGUUUCCCGACAUCAGGAAGCUGACCGACGAUCUCCACGAGCUCGGAUUCAUGGUCAGCCUCUGGGUAACACCUUUCGUAAACCUCGAGUGCGAAACGGUUUACAACGAGGCGUUGUCGAAGGGUUACUUCGUUCGGGACGUCGACGGAGAGGUGAACGCCACGUGGUGGCAGGGAAACAGCGCGGGUGUCGUCGACUUCACCAACGAGAAAGCGGCGAAAUGGUACACGGCGAGGCUCGAGAAUCUGAAAUCAAAGGCUGGCAUAGACUACUACAAAUUCGACGCCGGUGAAACCUCGUGGCUACCGACACCCGCCAAUCUUACGGGGGACGUUGAAAGAUCGCCGAAUAUAUUCACCGAGGAAUACGUGAGGGCUGUUGCCGUCUUCGGAAAUGGAUCCGAAGUGCGAUCCGGCCAUCGAACCCAGGAUCUCGAUAUCAUGGUCAGGAUGUUGGACAAGGACUCCGAUUGGACUUUGGACAAUGGCCUGCCGACCUUGAUAAACACUUUGCUGGUCUUGAAUAUAGCCGGCUACGGUUUCGUUCUCCCCGACAUGGUUGGCGGUAACGGAGUAAAGGGAAGUUCCCUGGUUGAUACGAAACUACCGAGUAAGGAACUUUACAUCAGAUGGCUUCAGGCGAACACCUUCAUGCCGGUUAUACAGUACUCCAUCGUACCCUGGGACUACGACGAAGAGACUGUGAAAAUCUGCUUGAAAUAUACCGAGUUGCACGAGCGAUACGCCCCGACGAUAAUCGAGGCAAUGAAUGCCACGGUGGCAACCGGAGCGCCAGUCAAUCCUCCGGUCUGGUGGGUCGACCCGUUGAAUACAGAGGCCCACAAAAUAAAAGACCAAUACAUGUUGGGGGAGGUCGUCGUGGUCGCACCGGUUAUAGUGGAGGGUGCGACUUCGAGGGAUAUUUUUUUGCCCACUGGUUCGUGGAGAGACGGUACCACACUCAAUUUGUACAAGGGUCCGACGUGGAUCUUCAACUACUCCGCACCUCUGGACGUUCUUCCUUACUUCGUUGAGGAAGAAUAUUGGAAGGCUCACAAGAGCGCCGCUUCCCAAACGACUUUCAGUCUGACAGCCGUCCUCGCAUCCGCCGUGUUGGUCGCGGCGAUUAAACUGUUUUGAUGAAUAUCUUCUGAAAUUUUAGAAAUCCUGGGAUCGUCGCAAGCUCCAAGGAUAUUUUUCACCUCCAGUUGAAGUCAGGCGAGAUUUAAAAACGAAUUUUGUUUCGCGGUCAUCCGCUCCCCGUUGCAGUACAUGUUCGUAAUCUACAUCAAGUUGUCCGAUCAAUGAUAACCCGUGAUUUUUCGGUGUCAAGUAUAUUAUUAUUUAUUCGCGUUUGCUCCGAAGUGUUUGAUAACAGAAAUCAGCGGAAUUGAUUGAUCAAUCGGACGAGGAGCCAGUCGAUUCAUCUUUUAACGAUUCUGUCGGCGAUAAUAUUUAUCGAUUUUCAAGUCGAGUCUGUUUCACGGAUUUAUACGAGUUAGGAAAUAUGCGUGUGUGUGUGUAGGUAAUAUGUGAAAGAAUUAUGUCGAAUUUCCAAGAUGUUAAUUUUUUACUUCGCAUAUCAUUAUUCCACCCUUGGCUGUUCAACGGAUUCAAAGUGAGUGAGGCGACUGCGGGACUGUUACGAUAUAUACGUAAGAACCAUAAAAAUUAUUCCGGGUAA